This is a messenger RNA of Xyrauchen texanus (razorback sucker), 6380 nucleotides long. Its product is annotated as inositol polyphosphate multikinase-like. Lineage: Eukaryota; Metazoa; Chordata; Actinopteri; Cypriniformes; Catostomidae. Gene Ontology annotation, cellular component: nucleus; cytoplasm. The coding region runs from base 349 to 1467 and encodes 372 amino acids. The record is from RefSeq and is a predicted model, not a curated record. The transcript is spliced from 6 exons. Gene Ontology annotation, biological process: inositol phosphate biosynthetic process. Gene Ontology annotation, molecular function: inositol tetrakisphosphate kinase activity; inositol-1,4,5-trisphosphate 3-kinase activity.
AGCGUUCGCGUAACUGCGUGUUCCUGUGCGACCCCACGAGUGGAAAUGACUAACUCCGCCGGAAUAUACCGUACCCGUUCCGUAUCUACCAUCUCGUACCAAUUUCCGAGGGAGUUGUGUAAACAUCUGUGAAGUGAGGAAGUGGGAUGUUGUUUUCUGUGAUGUGAAUAGCCUGUUACGUGGUUGCGCGCGUGGGCUCAGUGACUGAUGGCACGCGAUCGGUCGGUCAUCCACAUCAGUAUCGCAAUACUGGAUGACGCGUCGAGGGCGUGAGAUCAAUAUGUGAAUUGGCAAAUGGAAGUUUUGUGAAAUAAAAAGCCAGUGCAUUGAAGUCGUCUGCAUCAGAUAAUGGACUCUUCUGUGGCGCUGUUAAUAACCAGGGGCUCGUGUUUACCGGAGGACGCGGGGAAGAGCGCGCCGAGCGCUCACCUGAACGGCUGCGUGCCGCUCUCUCAUCAGGUGGCCGGACACAAGUAUGGCGUGGACAAAGUGGGUAUAUUGCAACAUCCUGAUGGUACAGUGUUAAAACAGCUGCAGCCCCCUCCGAGAGGACCCAGAGAGAUGCAGUUCUAUAGUAUGGUGUACGCUGAAGACUGCUGUGACCCCUGUCUCAUAAACCUCCGAGAGCACCUUCCCAAGUACUACGGCACCUGGUCCUCACCUGACACUCCCACAGACCUGUACCUAAAACUGGAGGACGUGACACGUAGGUUUCAGAAGCCAUGCAUCAUGGAUGUGAAGAUCGGGCAGAGGAGCUACGACCCCUUCGCCUUGCAAGAGAAACGGGAGCAGCAGAUCAGGAAAUACCCGCUGAUGGAGGAGAUUGGCUUCUUGGUUCUGGGUAUGAGGGUAUAUAAAGCGGGCUCAGACAGCUUUGACACCUAUGACCAGCAUUAUGGAAGGGGCCUCGUAAAGGACACUAUCAAGGAAGGUUUAUCCAAGUUCUUCUUCAACGGUGAAAUUCUCCGCAAAGACGCCAUCACUGCCAGCAUCCUCAAAGUCCAGAAAAUCCUCCAGUGGUUUGAGAGUCAGAGUCAGUUCAACUUUUAUGCAAGCUCUCUGCUCUUCGUCUACGAGGGCAUCUGUAUGCCCAGUCUCGGCUAUCAGACCCUACUGGAUAGCCAUCUUCCACCCAAAAGCCGUGAGCAGAACAACAACAUUGAUCAGAGCCUCUCCUCCAUGUACUCCCUGCACAAGAAAGGUUGUGUCAGGAGCCACUACCAAACCAAACAGGAUAACAGUGUGUGGAAAAUGUCCGUACAGCAGCCCAAUGGCAACCGUAGCCCUGCUAGACUGAAAGAUGAGGGGAGGGAGUCGAAAAUUGAAGCGGAACAGGAAACGGUCAGUGAUGUGGAGGUUAAAAUGAUUGACUUUGCACAUGUCUUCCCUAGUGAUGUCCAUGACCAGGGUUACAUAUAUGGCUUGAAAAACCUGCUUAAAGUCCUACAACAAGUUCUAGAUGAGUAAUGGAGCUCUUUUAGUUGUUCUUAGAUAGGUUACAUCUGGAUUGAAGAACCUGCUGAAGGUCUUGCAUCAAGUUCUGGACUAGUAAUGGAGCUCUUUUAGUGGUUCUUAGCUGAGUUACAUUUAUGGCUUGAAGAACAUACUCGUCCUUCAGAAAGUUCUAGACAAGUGAUGGAGCUCUUUUAGUGAUUCUUAGAUGGGUUACAUUUACUGCCUGAAGAACCUACUGAAGGUCCUAGAGCAAGUUCUAUACAACUGAUAGAGCUCUUUUAUUGGUUUUUAAAUUAGUUAUAUCUAAGGCUUGAAGAGCCCACUAAAGAUCCUACAGAAAGUUCAAGAGGAGUGAUAUAGCUCUUUUAGUAGUUUUUGGAGAUUGGUUACAUAUACGGACUGAAGAACCAGCUAAAGGUCCUUCAGCGUGGUCUAGACAAGUGAUGAUGGAGCUCUUGUAGUGAUUUUUAGAUGGUUUACAUCUAUCACCUGAAGAACCUACUGAAGGUCCCAGAGCAAGUUCUAGAGGAGUGAUGGAGCUCUUUUAGUAGUUUUUGGAGAUGGGUUACAUGUAUGGCCUGAAGAACCAGCAAAAAGUCCUUCAGCAAGUUCUUUACAACUGAUUGAACUCUUUUAGUGGUUCUUAAAUGUGUUAUAUCUAUUGCUUGAAGAGCUUAAUGAAGGUCCUACAGCAAGUUCUAGAGUAGUGAUGGAGCUCUUUUAGUGGUACUUACAUGGGUUACAUCUACAGCUUAAAUAACUUUCUAAAGGUCCUAAAUCAACUUCUGGAUGAUUGAUGAGGCUCUUUAGUGAUCCUUGGAGAGCUGAUUGAUGAAGGUAUACAUUUUGUAGCCACUUUCAAGACCAUAUGCCCCCUUCGCUCUAAUCUGCACUACCUACACCAUCAGUGGAGUUAAUAUGUUUGUAGCCCUCGUCUGAUGUAUGUGCUUUAGUCUUCAAAAAGCUUUGUACAGUUUAUUAUGAUAUCUUACUCAGGUAAAUAAAUCCAUAAUGCUUGUAUGUUUAUCCCGGCAAAAGAAGAAAACAUUCACAAAAUGUUAAAACACUCUAUCACAUAUUAGUUCCUGUUUCCAGAGCCAUGGCAGAGCCAGUUCUUUUUUAUCUCUUUAUUUUUAAAUUGAUGUGACUGAAAAUAGGAAUUUAAUCAAAAUGAAGAUGUAGGAAAAUAUGUCUGACAUUCUUGCGCAGAUGCUGCCAUAAAGACCCUGCCUGUUGUUUCAGACCUGUUGAAUUGUGAAUUUUCUCGUUUUUUUUUUAACGUGUGAUUUUGAAAUAAUUAAACUUUUGUAAGUAUAUUCAUGUUCUGACAUUACUGAUGCAAUAUGACUAAAAUGAUAGGAUGAAGGUAAUGAAGAUUUGUGACUUUCAUCUUAAAGAGACCCUUGUGUCUACAAGGAAUGCCAAAGUUUCUAUCAAUAGACAAUGAGAACUGGAGAAUUCAAGUAGCUUUAGCAACUUAAGACUGUGUUCAUAAAUGGUUUAUUUGAGUUUUAAUCAUACUAUCCUUCUCGUGUUUUCACGUCCUCCUUUCUUGUCCAGGUAUUUAAUUUGGACAUUAGUCCAUGUUCGUUGGGUGAGCACACAAGUUAAGACAGGGAAUAUCACAUAUAGAGUGAUAUUUAAUAAUUAAAAGCCUCAGAAUGUGAGAAAAUAAUAUAAUAAAGACCCUUAAAUGAUAAAUAUUUUUAAUAUCUAUUUUUUCAGUAUCUAUCAGUCCAUUUUUUUUUUUUUUUUAGGUUUAUUUAUGAUCUCUGAUUUGUAAGUAACCAUUUAACAUUUUUUAUAUUUGCAGUUUGCAUGCUUCUUCAUAGCGGAGACUAAUAGUGUGUUCACAUACAAUGCGAAUAAAAUUUUCGCUGGAUUAUAAAAUUGUGUUUAAACUCACGUUUGCGAGUAUUCCCCCUUCUAUUCCGGAAAAGGACAGGAGGAGGGGCUUCUAUGACUUGGUUCAUAGUAAAGUACAACCAAUCGCUGGAAUCAAGUAGAUGCGCAUAUUUUCAGAACUUACCAGGUAGUCCAACUUCCUCACUCAAUUUCCUCCAAGCGAUGUCUUUUUUCAUCUGGUCUCUAUACAUGUAUGACAUUGUGUCAUACAAUUCCGGGUGCCUCACACUGCUACAACAAUUUUUUUUAAUACAUUUUUCCAGAUUUCUUCUGCUACUACGUCAGUACGUCAGUCAUCCGGACAAUCUCAAUUGCUUUCGCAACAAUGUGUCAUGCAGAUUUUUCACUCGUGUUGAAAAUCGAUUGAAGCGAUUUUGCGUGUUUGAGUCGCACCAUUCUCUUAAAUCGCACUGCCCGGCUCUCAGCGUUCGCUUCGCGUUGUAUGUGAACGCACCAUAACAUGUUUUUUGUGGGGUUCUUUUGUUGUUGUUUUUUUUUUUUUUUUUUUUUACAAAGUUUUUCAUUUACCUACUGUUGUAUCCAUUUUUAAUUCUUAGGUAUUGCAAGUUUAUUAAAAGUUGUCUUAUAAACAUGAAUUAUGCUCAUGUAUCAUGAUCAUUAAUUUACAUCUCAGUACGGUUAUGUUUAAAUCAAAAAACAUCAGAAAACAUACACUUUGUUCCAAAGCCUAGUGAGCUGCCUGAGUAGGCAGCAUUUUAAGGUAGCAUUGGCACACUUCUGACAUGAAGGCUAUCAGAAAUGAUUUCGCAGAGAUGGGCCACUUCUAUUAACAUGAAUGCGAGAAAUUGGAUCACUCAACCAAAAACCUCAGAGCCCCCAAUGGUCAACGGAUGUAGAAAGGAAGUCCCGCCAUAAAGUAAAAAAAUCAGAUCACCUUUUAGAUAAAGACAUCACCUGUCAAUCAACACUGGAAUGCACAUCAAUUAUACAAGCCAGGAAAAUUUCGUUUUUUAGGGUAAUAUGAGGUAAAGAAUCACAACUUAUGAUACCAGUAUUGUCAAAUUUUAUUGCUUUUUUGAAAUAUGGUCUUUGAUUGGAAUCUUGACCAACCAUGUUUGAGAUUUUGGUCUUUCUCCAUUCAAGUAGAUUGCAUUGGCACUGGCAUGACUGGAAAUAACCUCCCUAGAGUGUUCCAAAGAUGGCCAACAGUGGACUGACAUGCUAGAAAGACUUUGAGCCUAUUCAAAAAGUUUAAAAUUCAGCAUUGCUUAAAAGGCAGCAUCACAUGUAUCUUAUACAGAGAAGAAAAUUCCAUCCCAUCCAAGAUGGUGGCUGUAGUUUUGAUUUAUAAAUGAUACCAAAAAGUAUUGAUUUUUGAGUAGCUGUUGGACUUGUAUCCAAUAUUUCUUUGUUCCGUGUGUUGUAUUGCUUAUAAGAGUAUUUAGUUGUUAGUUUAGCAACAUGCUUUACGCCACAUGCUACAGUUCGCUUUAAAUUAAAUGUGUUAUUUGCAUUACACACAGAGUAGCUGCCUACGUUUCAAAGCAGUCACAUAUGAGGUUUCAUUUUAGUCAGGAUACUGCCUUAGAAGCCAGAUCCCUAUGUAGGUAUUAGAUGGCAAGGCAACUCACUAGGCUUCGGAAUAGAGCCACAGUGUUCCUUUUUUGUUCUCUUGUGUUAUCUGUGUAAUAUAUCACAUCACCUCAGUUGUCAUGGAUGUUCAAAGACCACAGCAAGCUUAGGGCAGCACACCAAGUGUACGAAAUACAGUUUUACAUUCUUGUUCAUCUUUUGAACAGCACAAAAUUGGAAAGAGUUUCUUUCUGUUCGUACCCCCAAAAUAUAGAAGUGCAUAAAAAGUAUAGCUCCAACGCAAAAUGGAAUUGUGUGUCUAUGGGCAAAGUUGAACUCCCUUUGUGCCUAAGAAAGUAUAGUCUAGCCCUUUUGCGAUUCCUACUGGCAUAUUAUUGACAAAAAACAAAAACAAAAUUUUCAGUGGCUAUUUGCUAACAGUCUAAGCAGGCUUUAGAGUUUUAUAAUGCUGUCCCAAGGCAAAAUGCAGUAACUUCAUAUUGAGUCAAAAUGGAGUUUUGACUGAAAUCAGGUCUCUUAUACUAUGAUCUGUUAUUUGACAGGUUCAGCUCAACUAUACUAAGUUGCGGUGAGUACAAACUCCACACUAAAAACAAAGCCGUUUCAUAGGUUCAGUGUUGGCGUCGUUACUUUUUUUUGCCUUUGGAGAGCAUAAUAGUGCUCCCUAUAAUAUUAUAUUUAGUUUUAGAGCACAGUUAAUGAACUGCAUCUUGUUUACAUUCUACCUUUUUAUAGUUAUCUGGACAGAGACACUUAAUGCUAGAGUCAUACAUGCAUAAAUCAUUAUUUUAUCUUUAUUUAUGCACUGAACAUAAGUGGAAAUAUUUAGCAUGUUCAUUUAUGCUUUUGUUACUUACUAAAGUUUAUCUCUAAUUGUAUUUUGUUUUUUGUUUGUUUUUUAAUACUGGUAUAUAGCACCUGAUUGGCAACUAACUACUGUAUGGUGGUGCUUAAAGCACUUUACUGAGCCUCUGGCAAGACUGGAUUUUCAACCAUGAAAUAAAUCAAACUUGCUUAUUGACACAAAACUGUUUAUUUCUACAGAUGAAGUCUGAACACUCAAAUGUUUGUACACUGGCUUGAUCUUUUGUUUGUAGAAUGGCAGGAAUUUUUCAAUUGCAUUCUCUCUCUCAUGCAGAGUCAGUGGAGUAUGAUAUAAUAUAUCUUUGGUGUCUUUAUACUUUGCUGUUUGUUACUGGUUAUAUAUAGUUAUAUAUGAUUUUUCAAGGUAAUAAAAGAAAAAUGAUGAAAAUGUAUAAAAAAAUCAAUGAAUGCUCUGAUUUUAAGAAAUGUAAUGCUUUCAGACCUACAGUAUAUAUUGUGUAGUCUUUGAAGAUAUAAUGUCUGUUCAACCCUGCUCUAAUCAUACUCAAAUUAAACACUUUUGAAAAUAGAGACGUGAACAAAAUGUAUUUACUUGGAUGAAAUUAUAUGUGUAUUUGGCAAAUUUUCAGUAAUAAAAUCUA